This is a messenger RNA of Metarhizium album ARSEF 1941, 699 nucleotides long. RefSeq names its product Bromodomain associated domain protein. Bases 1 to 699 code for a protein of 232 amino acids. The record is from RefSeq and is a predicted model, not a curated record. Gene Ontology annotation, molecular function: protein heterodimerization activity. Gene Ontology annotation, cellular component: transcription factor TFIID complex. Lineage: Eukaryota; Fungi; Ascomycota; Sordariomycetes; Hypocreales; Clavicipitaceae. The transcript is spliced from 2 exons.
AUGGCGACGCAGUCAGCAUUUUUCCACGCGCUUCUCCGACCUCCAAUCCUCCAAAUCCUCCGCUCGACGGGCUAUCACUCUGCGAAACCAUCCGUCGUAGAUUCCCUCACAGACAUAGCGGCACGGUACCUCACCACGCUAUGUGAAAAGACGGCCUCGCACGCCAUCCACAACCAAGGCGACGCGGCUGACUACACCAUAGUCGACGUGCGACUGGCCCUUCAAGAAGUCGGCGCGCUACUGCCGGAAAAGACAGCUACGGAGCAAGCAUGGCUAGGGAAGGAAGACACCACAGGUGUAGAUGACUUCAUCGGGUGGUUUUCAGGGGAGCGGAUGACGGAACUCAUGGAGAUGGGAGUCGGAGAUGGCGAGAGCGACGCAACGGAUUAUUUGAGUGGCAAGUCUGCCGACGCGCCGAAGAAGCACGCCAAAACAGCCGAAGACAACAAAUUCACGGGGACCGUCAUCGGCAGGUCCCUCGACACGGUCCCAGAGAUCCUAGUCGAGGGCGGACCGGUGACAAGCAUAAACGAGUGGAUCAUGCGGCGACGCUCGUUGCCUGCCAACGCGGCGAACCUGAACGGCGAGGCGCGACAGGGUCAAGGCUCGCCCACUCCCACUCCUAGUUCGGGUUUGAGUUCUGUGGGGAGCAGACUUGACGACGACGACGACGACGACGACGACAUGGACCUCUCGUAG